AUGGAGCGACGCAGGCCGCUGAUGACGUCGUCGGACCGCGGGUCCGACUCGGAUCACGGGUCGGCCUCGCCGUUGGCCAGAGGCGGCCAACUCAACGGGAACCACCGGCGGCACCUCAGCAGCGGCGGCAGCUCGGACGACAGCAGCACCGAUCACGACCGCGACCAGCCCAGGAACACCAGCGGGCUGCCGGUGUCGUUCGCGUCCAACCUCAACGACGCCAUCACCGGCGGCGGGAUGGUCCGCGUCGACUCCGCGAAGCACAUACACGAGGCGAUGGCCACGAUCCCUGGCCUGCACAAGCGCGGGAAGAGCCUGGAGCUGCCCAUGACCAAGAGGCUGGCGUUCAGGAAGUGCCGGAGCCUGACGAAGAGGCUGCCCGCGCUCCUGUGCAUGGGCCUGGUGGUGUUCCUGCUGUGCUCCGCGGUCUUCAAGCCGCGCGGCGGGAACGGAGCCGCCGAGACGGAUCAACUCAACUUUGGAAGACCCGACGAUUCGACGAAGAUCCCGAGGGCGGAUCCGCGGGGGGGGGAGCGAGGACGGCGACGCGCGAUGCCGCUCAAGCUGGCGAGCUCCAUAGGCAACGAGCUGGUGCACGAGCUGGAUGAUCUGGGGCGGCCGAUGCUGCGAGGCGCGGGGCACGCGGUGUCCUCGGGGCUCUCCGCCAUCGGGCACAUCGGCGGACACAGGAGACAUCGGCCUCGCGGCGACGACGUCGACGACCGGUGA
Molecule: messenger RNA, 729 nt
Organism: Micromonas commoda
Lineage: Eukaryota; Viridiplantae; Chlorophyta; Mamiellophyceae; Mamiellales; Mamiellaceae
Exons: 1
Coding region: 1-729 (242 amino acids)
Source: RefSeq, a predicted model, not a curated record